Molecule: messenger RNA, 2124 nt
Organism: Colletotrichum godetiae
Lineage: Eukaryota; Fungi; Ascomycota; Sordariomycetes; Glomerellales; Glomerellaceae
Product: major facilitator superfamily transporter
Exons: 3
Coding region: 351-1922 (523 amino acids)
Biological process (GO): transmembrane transport; L-cysteine transport
Cellular component (GO): membrane
Molecular function (GO): L-cysteine transmembrane transporter activity
Source: RefSeq, a predicted model, not a curated record
AAAAUAUCGGAGUGAAAGCGGGAGGAUGACCGCCGCACGGUAUUGCGUGAUAGCGGAGAGACAUCGCGUACUGGAUGCUUGGCGGAACCCGGCUCACCAUUAACCUCACAGAAUGAGACGACAAGAGAACGCAGUCUAUCGCGUCUUUCGAUAACGACAUUGUGAGGGCUCCACAACAGUGAUUGAUGUAAUGGAACCUAUUGGGUUUAAAGAUGGCAGAUCUCGCUGAUGGCUGUCUUUGAGGUGUGAUUAAUACGAGUCUAGAUGAAUUCAUCGACGGGCCUUGCGCAUUUUCACCUCAUAAAUCGUGCCUUUGACCCCAAUUGUCGUUCCAAAAGACUAUCCAAACCAUGGCCGACGAAAAAGGGGUCGAGCUCAAAGUGACGCCCGCGUCCAAGGGCAAGACCGUCUCGGAGAAGAACGCCGACGUGACGCUACGGCUUCUCGAGCAGCACGGUGACGAGGUCGGUCCCCUGACGCCCGAGAUUGAGAAGAAGAUCAGGAGGAAGCUCUAUCUUCGUGUCAUGACUCUACUGUCCGCCAUCAACAUUAUGCUUUUUGUUGACAAGUCGACACUCGGCUACGCAGCUAUCUUGGGCCUCUUUGAGGAAACGGGCAUCAGACAAGCCCAAUACAAUAACUUGAACACGAUGUUCUACGUCGGCUACCUAGCCUUCCAAUGGCCAGGCCACAUCCUCAUGCAGAAACUCCCCUUCAGCAAAUACGUAGCCAUCACAAUCUUCAUCUGGUCAGCCCUCAUCUUCCUUCACUGCGCAGCAACAUCCUACCCCGCCCUCAUCGUCCUCCGCCUCCUACUCGGCGCCGCCGAAGCCACAAUCGUCCCCGCAAUGGAAAUCACAAUCGGCAUGUUCUUCAACCGCCGCGAGCAAUCCUACCUCCAGCCCGUCCUCUGGAUCACUUGCCAAGCCGCGCCCCUCGUCACCGGUUUCCUCUCCUACGGCCUUCUCUACUCUACAGGGCCCGUCCUCCCCUGGAAACUCCUCCACGUCGUCACGGGAGGCCUCACUUUUUUCCUCGCCAUCUGGGUCUGGUUCGAGUACCCCUCCAACCCAGCCGAAGCCCGCUUCCUCACCCUCGAAGAGAAAAUCCACGUCAUCCGCCGCGUCCACGCCGCGCACCAGAGCUCCAUCGAGCAGAAACGCUUCAAGCGCGAACAAGUCGUCGAGACCCUCCGCGACCCCGUAUCCUGGCUCUUCGCCCUGCAAUCGUUCACGCUAAUGUACUCCAACAACCUAAACUACGGCCAAAAGAACCUCAUCACAACCUCCAUCGGCAUCAAACCCCUCGGCUCGACCCUCGUCGCCGCAGCCGGCGGCGCCUUUGGCAUGCUCUGCUGCGUGGCCGCAACCCUCGCUCUCCGCAGGUGGCCGAGCAACCUCGCGCUCCACGGGACCGUCUGGUGCAUGCCUGCCGUGGCCGGCGGCAUCGCCAUGGUCACGAUCCCGUGGGACCGCAAGAUCGGCCUCCUGGCCUGCCUGAUCCUCGCGGCGGCGACGUAUGGCGUGACGUACAUCAUUGCUCUCGGGUGGACGACGUCCACGGCCGCGGGGUAUACCAAGAAGCUGACGCGGAAUGUGAUGUUCAUGCUGGGCUACAACGUCGGCAACCUCGUGUCGCCGCAGAUCUGGGUGCCUUCCAACGCGCCGCGGUUCUACGGCGCGUGGGCGUCCAUGAUUUCCGUGAGCUGGAUCGGCACGCCUGUGAUUCUGUGGAUUAUCCGGUUCAUUCUCGUGAGGAGGAAUAAGGAGCGGUUGGAGUAUAUCGCUGGCCUGAGCGAGGACGAGCGGGAUGGGUGGGUUGAGCAGGUUGAUGAGGGUGGUGAGACGGUCAGGGUCAAGGUCGAUAUGGCUGUUUUGGAUUUGACGGAUUUGCAGAAUAAGCAGUUUAUAUAUCCAAUUUGAGGGGUAAGGUUGUUCCGGAUUCCCGGGCAACUCUGCGAGAAAAGGUUCACUAUAGAAUGAGACUUGCGUGUUUUUCACCAGUCUUUCUAAAUUGACGCUCUGAAGUGACCCUUUUUGCUCGGCAGGAUACCAAUUUGAUAGAAGCUAGGAGACCGCAGUGAGCUCCAUAGGUCGAGUAGGCCGCCAACUAGCAACGUGAUGC